AUGACCUACCUACUACGCCAGACUUGUCCGCUAAUAUUACGCUCGUCAAUUAUUCGCAUUGCAACAACAUCUACAUCUAGUCAACAUCAACGAUGCAGAAAUGUAUCAUCAAUUCCUCAACCAAAAAACCUUUUCGAUAUAAUACCGAAAACUAUUCAGCCAUAUGCUCGUCUAAGUCGAAUUGAUAAACCCAUUGGAUCAUGGUUAUUGUAUUUACCUGGUGCAUGGAGUAUCGCAUUUGCUGGUAUAACAUUAAAUAAUGUCGCAUUGAUGGGCUUAUUUGGUGCUGGUACUAUUCUAAUGAGAGGUGCCGGUUGUACAAUAAAUGAUCUUUGGGAUAAAGAUUUCGAUCGACGAGUGGAUAGAACAAAAUCAAGACCAAUAGCUAGCGGUGAAAUUACCGUUCGACAGGCAUUGAUAUGGGCAGGCGUACAAUUAUCAUUGAGUUUUUUAAUUUUAAUCCAAUUGAAUAUUCCGUCAGUUAUCCUAGGAGUAAUCUCAUUAGUUCCCGUAGUUAUCUACCCUUUGAUGAAACGAUUUACCUAUUGGCCGCAAUUCUUUCUCGGGAUGACAUUUAAUUGGGGUGCUCUGAUGGGUUUUACUGCUGGGACAGGCAUUAUCUACCCAUCAGUUAUCUUACCACUGUAUUUUGCUGGUAUUGCUUGGACACUUCAUUACGAUACAAUUUAUGCCCAUCAAGAUAAAACAGAUGAUUUACUUGUUGGAGUGAAGUCCACGGCACUGCGUCUUGGAAAAGAAACGAAACUCUGGUUACGAGCUUUUUCUAUUGGCAUGAUGUCGCAUUUGAUCACUGUGGGUUUAAGUGUUGAUCAGACUUGGCCAUAUUAUUUAGGAUUAAUUGGAGCCAGCUAUCAUCUUCAUCGACAAAUUGAAACGGUCGAUUUGAAUAAAACACAAUCGUGUUGGAAUACAUUUGCUGCAAAUCGUACUACCGGUUUGAUAAUCCUUGCUAGUAUUUUAAUGAAUUUAUUAAAGUCGAUCGUACAACCAUCUCGCGUUAAUUUAUUCGCGAUUCCUCAACGGACGUUAUUCGAUAUUCAGAAUGUUUGGGGUCGUACAGCUGUCGACACACAAAAACCACUGGAUCCAACUCCUUUAGGUGAAAUGCCUCGACAAGACGAACAAAUUGGCCCUCUGUCCGGUGUUCCUCGAGAUAUUUUCAAAGAACGCCGUUGUCGCAUAUUCGUACCUGCACGUGCUGCAACACAAUCAGGUACAAAUAAUACAAAGAAAUGGAAGGUUGAAUGGGAUACCAAGGAACGUUGGGAAAAUCCUUUGAUGGGCUGGGCAUCAUCUGCUGAUCCACACUCAUCAGUAAUGGUCGAAUUCAGUAGCAAGGAAGACGCGAUGAUUUAUUGUGAGCGUAUGGGUUAUAAAUAUGAAGUCGUUGAACCACCUUCACGUCCCCAUUUUCGAAAAACUUAUGGAGCGAAUUUUUCGUGGAACAAGAAAACACGUGUGUCAACCAAAUAA
This is a messenger RNA of Adineta ricciae, 1494 nucleotides long. The record is from the annotation of a GenBank genome assembly. NCBI's taxonomy places the organism in Eukaryota, Metazoa, Rotifera, Eurotatoria, Adinetida, Adinetidae.